Messenger RNA from Poecile atricapillus (Black-capped chickadee), 4859 nucleotides. It is a transcript of the gene IMPG2, whose product is annotated as interphotoreceptor matrix proteoglycan 2. Gene Ontology annotation, biological process: visual perception. The transcript has 19 exons. The coding region runs from base 1 to 4083 and encodes 1360 amino acids. Gene Ontology annotation, molecular function: hyaluronic acid binding; heparin binding. Lineage: Eukaryota; Metazoa; Chordata; Aves; Passeriformes; Paridae. The record is from RefSeq and is a predicted model, not a curated record.
AUGAUUAACACAGAUCUUCAAGUAGUUGCAGCAGAAGCUUAUUCAGCUGUGGGAGGAGGACAGGCAAAAGAUGUUUCACCAGCCCCUCAGCUCAGUGACUGGCAGUUGGCAAACCCUUCUUUGCCUCCUGGGUUGAAGAAGCCUAAUGGCAUCAUGGAUGCUGAGCAGUUCCACAGGCAUUUGCAGUUGCGAAGGAAGCGGUCCAUUCUGUUUCCCAGUGGAGUUAAGAUCUGCCCUGAUGAAUCUGUUGAGCAGGCUAUUGCCAAUCAUCUGAAGUAUUUCAGGCUCAGAGUGUGCCAGGAAACAGUCUGGGAGGUCUUCAAGACGUUCUGGGACAGGCUGCCGGAGCGUGACGAGUAUAACACCUGGAUGAGCCUGUGUGAGGAAGGCAUGAUGAGUAUCUUUGAAAUGGGCACCAACUUCAGCCAGUCUGAGGAGCACCGGAGCCUGAUUGUGAAGAAACUGGCCUAUACAAAGGAAGCCAUGGGCAGUUCCUGUGCUGAUUGGUCAUGUGGUGGGACUCCUACUCCACCUUUGGAUGCUGAUGUUACCACACUGAGAGAUGCAGCUGCCAAUGUUCCUCCUCCUCAUGAGGUCUCCAUCGAGAGUCCUGAGGGUGAUACCAUCCCUGAGCAUGACAAUGUAGACACCACUAUCAAUAAUGAGAUAAAGAAGCAGGAUGAAAAGCUAGUUAGACCUGUAACUGAGCAGAUGAUUGAGUUCAACAUUUUGAUUGUUGGUGAACAAUACAGUGAGGAGCUGAAGGACCCAUCUGCUGCUGAGUAUCAACUGCUGUCUGAACGAUUCAUUUCUCAGAUUAAAAAUGUAUUUGAAGGACUACCUGGAUACAAAAACAUCCACAUCCUGGAUUACAGUGGAGUGGAAGUUCACUAUGCUGUGACAUUUGAUGGAAAAGCCAUCAGCAAUGCCACCUGGGACCUGAUUAACCUGCAUUCAAACAAGGUGGAGGACAACUCCUUCAUGGGCAUAGAGGACAAUCCAACAGUUGUGUACACCAUCAGUGAUUUCCGAGAUUAUAUUGCUGAGAUCCUCCAGAAAAAUGCUCUGCUUGAAAAUGCUUCCAUCUCUUUGGACCCUAACUCUCUUCAGCUUACUAAUGUGAAGGAAAUACUGCACCCCACAUCAGAAGACCCAUCCUGGAUCACUGAGCAUCCAGUUGUGCUGGAGCGCCCAGAGUUUGAUGACAGCACCUUUUUAGCUGAACGACCUUCUGCAGAUGAGUCAACGGUCAGCAAUGCCUUGCCCUUUGAUUACACCAAACCAGAUUCCACCUCAGACAGUGAGCAGUCCAGUGACAAUGAAAUCCAGCCAAGACCAGAGAACAUGGACUAUGAGGCUGGUUUGGCACCUGAAGCUCCACUUUCCUCAGAGGUUGAUGUCACUUCUUUGCCUGAUGGGCAGAAUUUAGAGACUUCUCAUUUAGUCACUGUACCAAUGUUAGAGCAUGAUUCUAUGGACUCUCUGGAAUGGCUUUCAGCCCCCAGUUCUUUAGAUGAUACUGGGCUAUCUGAAGAACUUUUGCCUUUAAGUCCUUCUCACCUUGUGCCUGAAGAAUCUCCAUCUACUGAUGACUUUGAAGUUCCUCUACUUUCUGCACCAACAGUGGCCUCUUCAUCAGUCAUAGAGACUGAUAUUAAAGAGAAGGAAGAAGUAAUCCAAGGUAGUCCUGAGGGCAGUGACAGUGCAGACUCUGUGGAAGAAAUUCCUUUUCCCUUAGAAGUGCCCCCUAUGGAAGACGAAACUGAUAUAUUUCUUGGAGAUAGAGUUAUAUAUGAUGAUGGGUCUGGUUCAGCUUUUGAUGGUUCAGGAAAAGAAAUGGAAUCAAGUAUCUGGCCUUGGGAAGAAGCAACCCUGGAACCAGUUUUCUACCCUGGUCCUGAUAGCUGGCUUGAAGAUGACAAUGAGUCUUUGUUAAUCAAACCUGAGGAUAUCCCUGAAGGCAUGAUUUUAGACUAUAUUCUUAACUCUGGGAAUAAAUUAGAUUAUGAUCUUUCCAAAGAUGAGAAUGAAGGGAUAGUCAAUAUAAAAGAUUUCCUUGAUGAGUCUGAAAUAUUUGUCUUUCCAGAGACGACAACUCCGCAAGUACCUCUGUUACAGACAGAAGAGCCAUCGUCUGUGGAACCAUCUACACAGACAGAAACACUGGGCAUGUAUGAUUCUUCUUUUGUCAUGCCAGCUGGAGAGGCCCCUGUCUCACCACCAUAUACAGAUCUGUCUGUGGAAGAUAGUCUCCAUACAUCCACAGGGACUGUCAGUAUGGAGCAAUCUGAGGAGUCUAGUGUAGGCCAGAACAUAAUUCCUGAAGUAGUUGAACACCAAAGUGAAGAUAGGGCAGUGGUAGAAGAACUAUUCACAGCGAGGCAGCCGGAUGUAAUGGAAACUGCUACAGUAGAACACUUGGACACAAUCUCUUUAGAAACUAUUCUGACUGCAGAUCCUUCUGUGGUAAAGCCUGAUGCUUCCACAGAAGAGCAGCAAGCCCUAGAUUCAUCACUGGCAGACCAAGACACUGCUGGUUCAGCAGUGAAGGUGCCAGCUGAUGUUUGGCCUACUGACAGGGCACUAGAAACCUCCUUAGAUCAGACAGUGCAACCAGCAAUUCCAGCAGUUACUCAAGGUUCAGCUGCAUUUCCUUCUGUAACAGAUCACACCACUGUCCUAGAGGGCUUUCCUGGACAGCAUGGUACAGACCAUGACACACAUAUGUCCAUGAGCUUCAGCACUGUUAUGGAUUAUCAAACAGUGAGUGUAACAACGAGCACUGUUGAGCUUCAGCCCCACCUCCCUCCUGUGGGAUCCACACCGUCAUUGUCUGUGGCUACCUCAGCAAAGCUGGGAGAUGAAACAACAAGAGUCCUGGAUGUUUCAGUAGACCUGGGUCGUGUUAGCACUGUUCACUUUUCUCCUGAGCGGACUGAGGAGGGAAGGAGAAUGACUGAAAGUCACAUGGAGCUGACAACUCAUGUCCAGUCCACAGAGAUGGCCAGUGUGGCUUGGGCCACACAUGAAACCCACUACAGCAGUACUGUCCCAUCCCGAGCUCUAGUUGUGUUCUUCAGUCUUCGGGUUACCAACAUGAUGUUUUCAGAGGACCUGUUUAAUAAAAACUCCCCUGAAUAUAAAGCCUUGGAGCAGCGAUUCUUGGAGCUGCUGGUGCCCUACCUUCAGUCAAAUCUGACAGGAUUCCAGAACCUGGAAAUCCUGAACUUCAGAAAUGGCAGCAUUGUGGUGAACAGUCGAAUGAAAUUUGCCAAACCUGUGCCCCGGAAUGUCACCAACGCUGUGUACAUGAUCCUGGAAGAUUUCUGCAACACUGCAUAUCACACCAUGAACCUGGCCAUCGAUAAAUACUCUCUGGAUGUGGAAUCAGGUGAGCAAGCAGACCCCUGCAAGUUCCAGGCCUGCAACGAGUUCUCUGAAUGCUUAGUAAACCGCUGGAGUGGGGAAGCUGAGUGUGUCUGCAACCCUGGCUACCUCAGCAUCGAUGGGCUGCCAUGCAACAGCAUUUGUGAUCUGCAACCAAACUUCUGCCUGAACGAUGGCAAGUGUGACAUAAGCCCUGGGCAAGGGGCCAUCUGUAGGUGCCGUGUGGGAGAGAACUGGUGGUACAGAGGGGAGCACUGUGAGGAAUACGUGUCCGAGCCACUGGUUGUGGGUAUUGCAAUUGCUUCUGUGGCAGGAUUCCUUCUUGUGGCAUCUGCUGUCAUCUUCUUCUUGGCCAGGACCCUUCGAGACCAGUACACAAAGAGUGAUACUGGGGACUCCCAGGGGCAGGGUGACAGCCUCUCGUCCAUUGAGAAUGCAGUUAAAUACAACCCCAUGUAUGAAAGUGAUACGACUGGCUACAGCCAUUAUUACCGGAGAUAUCCACAGCUAACGUCCUACAGUUCCACCAGUGCAGAGACAUCCACAGACUACAGCAGUGAAGAGAUCAGGCACAUUUAUGAAAACAGUGAGCUUACUAAGGAGGAAAUUCAGGACAGAAUUCGAAUUAUAGAGCUCUACGCUAAAGACCGCCAGUUUGCAGAGUUUGUUAGGCAGCAUCAAAUGAAGCUGCUUUAAGAAAAAAAAGAAAUUGAUAGAAUACACGUGGGAGAUAAACGCUACCUUGCUGCCCCAGCAAUGGGCUCAGAUGUAACUGCAAAGUUACUUAUAGUCUUAACAUUGCAUGGAUGGAUACAGAUGUUUUCUAAGUGAAUGGCUAAAAUGUACAGAUACCUGUUAAUCUCAAUUUCUUCUGGCUCUUCCGUGUAAAAUGACACUUUUAAAGAGGUGAUCAGAAGCGGCAGAGGUUAUGAAAGUUCAUUUUUCUUUAACUUCAUAAUGGACAUUGAAAGAUUUUGUAUACAAGGGCAAAAAAAAAUCUUCUUGGGUAAGACAAAGAUAUAUGCACAACCAAAAUAAAAUGCACAUUGAAAAUCCCUGCCUGGCAUUUUAUCCCCUCACUGGCGAUUCCAGUGGCAAUUUAUGGGUAUAAAACACUAGCAGAAGAAAAUAUUUGAUUUGCAAAGGAAUCAGUUGUAGGGGAGAACUAUUGUGCUGGAGUUAUGUCGGCAUUAUUUUAAAGCACCCACAAAAUUUUAAAGCAGACACAAACAAAAGCUCACUGGAAAAGCUUUUGUUCUUUACAGAUGCCUGAUGUACAUUUUGCCACCUGGCAUUAGCAAAGCAGAGGAUAGCACCGAGCCUGCAGCCCCUGAGGGCUGUCCCUGGAAAUCAGCAUCACCACCAGUGACCCCACAGGGAGCCUUGGCCAGGCAGGACAGUGCUUCUGCAGCACACUGCAGUGUCUUUAAAGCCAGCAUGGUUGGUUCUCCAGCUUAUUCUGGCAGACACAC